Messenger RNA from Parasteatoda tepidariorum (common house spider), 1236 nucleotides. RefSeq names its product ras-related and estrogen-regulated growth inhibitor-like protein A. Gene Ontology annotation, molecular function: GTP binding; GTPase activity. NCBI's taxonomy places the organism in Eukaryota, Metazoa, Arthropoda, Arachnida, Araneae, Theridiidae. The record is from RefSeq and is a predicted model, not a curated record.
AGAGAUCAAACAUCAUUACAAAUCAUCUCAAUGUUCUCUGUUUAUUCGCCAAAUAUUCUUCUGUUUGAGUGACGAACGGGUUUCUUCUCCAUCUUCAUACAAAAACAUUAAAAUGAUCAGAUUGAAGAGGGGUGCAUCAACCUAAAGUAGAAGAAGGAAGAAAAGAGGUAGUAGAGGGGGUGUGUGCAAGAGAUGAAGAGUACUCACCUGUUCGUAGUGAAGUGUUCGUCAUUCUUACACGAGCAAACCAACCGGCAAAGUCGUCUUCUUUUUUGGUCGGAGUCAAAACUAAUGUCAAAAAUGACCAACGUGAGCGGUACGCGGCUUAAAAUACUCGUGACUGGAGCCGAAGGAGUGGGAAAGUCAGAAAAUAUAUACAAACAGACAGUAGAUUUCGACAAUACUACAACGUAUGUUGAAAUACUAGAUGCAUCUCAAUGUGAGAGUCACUGUUGCUUACAAGACCACAUCGAUUGGGCGGAUGCGUUUGUGGUUGUUUACAGCGUAUGCGACAGAUCAUCCUUUGAAAAAGCACGCAAAGUCUUGGAGUCGGUGACACUAAGUAAAGGAGCCCUAAGGGCUCCUGCCAUCCUCCUGGGCAACAAGAGAGACCUUGAACGUGGCAGGCAAGUUGCAGUGGAUGAUGGACACGAAGCCUCUCUCCAAUACAGGUGCCAAUUCUAUGAGGUGUCGGCUGCAGAAAACUUCGUGGGCGUCAGCCUAGCUUUUCAGUCUUUGAUACGAGAGGCAACAGCAGCCCAGCAGUUAAGGACUUUGCCAGUAAGAAGGAAAACUGGACCAGCAUUGUCAAAAAUGAUUGGCAUGGUAUUUGGGAGAGGUGAGAAAAAAUCCUCAUCAUUUCGGAAAAAGAGACCAUCGCUGUCCAUUUGAUAAUGAAAAGAAAACAAUCAGUUGGAAAACUUACAUUCCUUCAUGUGAAAAUUGUUAACACCUUAUUAUGAAAGUGACUUUUUAAGGUGAUGAUGAUUAACAUAUUGUUCCUGUCAUUUAUUCUUUCAGCAGAAAAAAAGAGACUGCUCAUCAUUCAAUGAUUCGUCAGUGGUGAUAAUAAAAACUGUUGCAACUGAUAACUAGGCAUCACUUUUAAAAUGCAUAAUGUUAUUUUUAUAAAAAGCAUCGCUAUGUUGACUUUCAUUUGAAAUGUUUAAGGGAGCUACUUGUGAUUGAGUUAAAGACUUUUUUAUUCCAAAACAUAAAUAAAAUUGGUGAAAUAAA